UCUAUCAGAUUGUUAAAAUCAAUUCCAAAAAAUUACGAACCAGUGGUUGUCAAUACAAGUACAACAAAAGGUUUUUAAUUUUCAUCAUUCAUUUUCCAGAAACUAAUUGUGACGUAAAAAUGGCAUCAGCUAGUGAAGAAGUACUUCCUGAACAAACUGAACUGAAACAUCCCCAAGAAGGGGAAUCAAACUUGAGAUUUGAAUCUCCAAAAAGAGGUACAACUUUGUCAACCAGUACAAGCAGCUUUGAAGCUCUGGAUCCACAUGAUCCGAAUCUCAGUCGCCUUGCAAACACUAUGUUUCAAAAGACGAGUGAGUACCUACAAGAAGAACUCACUGCAACUCAUGAAGAUUACAAGCUUCUUGAACGUAUGAAUAGAGAAACAAUCACAAAGUAUUCGGAGCUUAAGAAUAUCUCUACAAAUGUGGCUCAAUCUUUAGACUUGCUCAAUCAAAAGUACAAAAAGUUACAGCCAGUUUUAGAUAACAUCAACGAAAUAGAUGAGAGUGUAACAAAAUUAGAACAGGCUGCUUACAAACUUUUGGCUUACUCCAACAGAUUAGAAGCAAAAUUUAAGGACAUGGAAAAAGAAUCCAAAAAGUGA
Copidosoma floridanum is the source of this 605-nucleotide messenger RNA. It is a transcript of the gene Blos2, whose product is annotated as biogenesis of lysosome-related organelles complex 1 subunit 2. NCBI's taxonomy places the organism in Eukaryota, Metazoa, Arthropoda, Insecta, Hymenoptera, Encyrtidae. Gene Ontology annotation, molecular function: gamma-tubulin binding. Gene Ontology annotation, cellular component: gamma-tubulin complex; BLOC-1 complex; BORC complex. Gene Ontology annotation, biological process: lysosome localization; endosomal transport. The record is from RefSeq and is a predicted model, not a curated record.